Arachis duranensis is the source of this 1644-nucleotide messenger RNA. RefSeq names its product meiotic recombination protein DMC1 homolog. Gene Ontology annotation, molecular function: DNA strand exchange activity; single-stranded DNA binding; double-stranded DNA binding. Gene Ontology annotation, biological process: reciprocal meiotic recombination; mitotic recombination; chromosome organization involved in meiotic cell cycle. The record is from RefSeq and is a predicted model, not a curated record. Lineage: Eukaryota; Viridiplantae; Streptophyta; Magnoliopsida; Fabales; Fabaceae. Gene Ontology annotation, cellular component: condensed nuclear chromosome; nucleus.
UCGCAGCUAUAACGAACUUCUCACUCCCAUUUCCCGCCCUCUAUAUAUAUUGGGACCUUCACUUGUUCAAUAAAAGAUUCAAAAUCUCUCACACAGUUCUCUCUCUCAGGAACAUUCAAAUUUCCCCUCCGAAGAUCUCUUUCCUUCACCAAACCAAAAUGCUUGCUGCGCUCAAAGCUGAAGAAUCGAGCGGCCAGUUGCAGCUCGUGGAACGCGAAGACGUUGAAGACGAUGAUGACCUCUUCGAAGCCAUCGAUAAACUGAUCUCUCAAGGAAUCAAUGCUGGAGAUGUGAAGAAGCUUCAGGACGCAGGGAUCUAUACUUGCAAUGGGUUGAUGAUGCACACAAAGAAGAACUUGACUGGAAUCAAAGGCUUAUCUGAGGCUAAGGUCGAUAAGAUCUGCGAAGCCGCUGAGAAGCUUGUGAAUUUUGGUUAUAUUACUGGAAGUGAUGUGCUGCUCAAAAGAAAAUCUGUGAUCCGAAUUACAACAGGAAGCCAAGCGCUUGAUGAAUUGCUAGGAGGCGGAAUCGAGACAUCGUCAAUUACGGAAGCAUUUGGAGAAUUCCGUUCUGGGAAAACGCAGCUUGCACAUACUCUCUGCGUUUCAACUCAGCUUCCAACAAGUAUGCGGGGAGGGAAUGGAAAAGUUGCUUACAUUGACACAGAAGGAACUUUCCGACCUGACCGAAUUGUCCCGAUAGCUGAGAGAUUUGGCAUGGAUCCUGCCGCUGUUCUGGACAAUAUUAUAUAUGCUCGUGCCUACACUUACGAGCAUCAGUAUAACCUUCUCCUUGGUUUGGCUGCUAAAAUGUCCGAAGAACCAUUCAUAGUGGAUUCAGUCAUUGCUCUGUUUCGGGUGGACUUUUCAGGAAGAGGAGAGCUGGCAGAGCGCCAGCAAAGACUGGCACAGAUGCUUUCUCGAUUAGUAAAGAUAGCUGAGGAAUUCAAUGUUGCAGUUUAUAUGACAAAUCAAGUUAUAGCCGAUCCCGGAGGUGGGGUGUUUGUAACUGAUCCGAAAAAACCAGCCGGUGGGCAUGUGCUGGCCCAUGCAGCCACAAUAAGGCUGAUGUUCAGGAAAGGGAAAGGGGAACAGCGCGUUUGCAAAGUGUUUGACGCCCCAAACCUUCCAGAGGCAGAAGCGGUCUUCCAGAUAACACCAGGAGGCAUUGCAGACGCAAAGGAUUAGAGUCACUCCCGGAGUCCUAGAGCCUUCCCACAUCAGAGAUUACGAUGACUGAAUAUUCUAUUAAAAUUAAUUUUUACAUAUUUGCAUAUAGUUUGAUAAAGUACUGCUGCAUGACCAUUGUAUCCAUAUCGGCUGCGGUUCUUUCACCUUAGUGUGAAAAUGUGAAUCCUCUUUAGUUAUAUACAUUUCCUUCUUGAAAGUAUUAAGAUGUUAUGCUAUAUUUUACUGGUGUCCGAGAAGCAUCAUGCAAUUUUAUGUUCACAACAUUCAAAACGGUAAAGAAAAGAAAUUUCUAAAAAGACCUCUAGUUUUUUACUCUAAGCUAAAUGUGUUAACAUUUGUUACUCUGAUUUUGAGCCAACACAAACCCCUAUAUUCAAUGUCAAAAGAGGUGUGUCAAAUUAAUGUACAAACCAAAAUGAUUACACAAAUUUCUCAUCAAUCAAAUCGGCAGUUU